UAUCACAGUGUACGGUGUGAUCUCGGUCUGCUUAUUCCUUUUUUGACGUCGUUUGUUUGUUUUUCGGAAGGGUGCGACCCCGACGCUGGCGGAUGCGUUUCAUUUGUGAUACUGAUUAUACAGGUGGUGGAUCAUAGUUGUAAAAAUAAAACAAAGAAAUCGCCAUGUCAGAAAUGGUCCCUCCAGAAGUGAAACCCAAACCGGCAGUCCCGGCCAAACCUCCACAUGUUGUUCCGGCCCCUGCCUCAGCCCUUAGCCCACAAGGGUCGGGGGGCGGGCCCCCGUUGCUGGGAUACAUAGGGAUUGACACCAUCAUCCAACAAAUGAGGAAAAAGACCAUGAAGGUGGGGUUUGACUUCAACAUCAUGACAGUGGGCCACAGUGGUCUGGGAAAGUCAACCCUGGUGAACACACUCUUCAAGUCCCAGGUCAGCAGGAGGAGCUCUGCCUGGACUUACGAGAAGAUCCCCAAGACUGUGGAGAUCAGGAGCGUAUCCCACGUGAUUGAGGAAGGUGGGGUGAAGAUGAAGUUGACUGUAACUGACACGCCAGGCUUUGGGGACCAGAUAAAUAAUGAAAACUGUUGGGAGCCAGUCUCCAAGUACAUAAAUGAGCAAUAUGAAAAGUUUCUCAAGGAGGAGAUGAACAUUGCCCGCAAGAAACGUAUCCCAGACACCAGAGUCCACUGCUGUCUGUACUUCAUCUCUCCUACUGGUCACUCUCUGAGACAGCUGGACGUGGAGGUCAUGAAACGCCUGAGCGCCGUGGUGAACCUGGUCCCUGUCAUUGCCAAGUCUGACACUCUGACUCCCGAGGAAAAGAACGAGUUCAAACAAAGGGUGCGAAAGGAGUUGGAGACAAGCGGGAUAGACUUUUACCCUCAGAGAGAGUUUGACGAGGACGUCGAGGACAAGAAUGAAAACAACAAGACCAGGGAGGCCAUGCCCUUCGCAGUGGUGGGCAGUGACAAAGAGUACCAGGUGAACAAUAAGCGUGUUCUGGGGAGGAAGACCCCCUGGGGAGUGGUUGAAGUUGAAAACCCUAAUCAUUGCGAAUUUACCCAGUUGCGAGAUUUUCUUAUCAGGUCUCACCUGCAGGACCUUAAGGAGGUCACUCACAACAUUUACUAUGAAACAUAUCGAGCCAAGAGACUCAACGACAAUGGGGGUCUCCACCCUGUCACCUGUCCAGCAGCUACUGGUGUCGCUGAAAGUAAUGUGUGAAGACAGA
Messenger RNA from Conger conger (European conger), 1230 nucleotides. Its product is annotated as neuronal-specific septin-3-like. The transcript has 10 exons. Gene Ontology annotation, cellular component: septin complex; microtubule cytoskeleton; cell division site. Gene Ontology annotation, biological process: cytoskeleton-dependent cytokinesis. Lineage: Eukaryota; Metazoa; Chordata; Actinopteri; Anguilliformes; Congridae. The record is from RefSeq and is a predicted model, not a curated record. Gene Ontology annotation, molecular function: GTPase activity; molecular adaptor activity; GTP binding. The coding region runs from base 165 to 1223 and encodes 352 amino acids.